Cimex lectularius (bed bug) is the source of this 1401-nucleotide messenger RNA. RefSeq lists its product as uncharacterized. Bases 203 to 598 code for a protein of 131 amino acids. The transcript is spliced from 3 exons. The record is from RefSeq and is a predicted model, not a curated record. Lineage: Eukaryota; Metazoa; Arthropoda; Insecta; Hemiptera; Cimicidae.
UUGACUAUAAUGAUCCGGAUUAACUUUGAGAACAGGACGCAGCAGAUCUGGAAGAGGGGGAGAAGGAAAGAUUGACGCCCCUUCUUCAGAUUCGAUUAGUUGAUAUAUACUGGGCAUAGUUCUCCUACAACUCCGUCCACAAACUGUAGUUACCACGAGAAACGAGAGUUGAACUAUUCUGAGCCGUAUUUCACAGCAAGCAAUGAAGGCAUCGAAGAACGACAGCCAAGGUUCCAUCCUGCAAACAAAAAGAUGCAGAGAUCUGAUGUUAAUCUCUGCCUUGGGAGUGUUGGCGAUUGGCUGCGGCACCCUGUACGGGCUAAUGGAGCAGAACUGGGCGUUGAUGUCGCCUACACGAGAAAGAGUCUUGUUCGUAGCGUGUCUGCUCGUCAUAUCCAGUUUCAUUUUAUGCUAUUACAUAAUAAAAGCCAGUCAACAUAAGAUGUUGGAUGAGGAGACUGCCACCAACACUGAAAUCGUCUGCCUCUUAAUCGACAAACCGCCAAGUUACGAAUCGAUCGCUGAAACGCCUCCACCGUCGUACAAAGUCGCAAUCGCCGAAAUGUACAUCGUUCCGUGUCACAUCCAGCGAUCUUAGAGGAAAAAUCAACUUUCUGAUUAAAAUGCCAAAUUGGGUGAUACCGGAACAACAAAUCCGGGCCAGAAUUUUGAAACGCUUUCGAUUUCUAAUAAUAUUUUACCACGAGAUUUAAACUAGUAAGAACCCGCAUUUAACUAGUUAUGUCUCCCGUAACAUUAUUUAAACUAAAUAUGUAAAUGCGGCCUUACUAAGAAACUCUUAACGAAUUGAGGUACAAAGGUUGUCAUUUUUGUUAGAAUUUCUAUUGUGUAUGAACAAAACGUAUACCUCUUAACUUAGCUUUCGAAAAAAAUCAGCGUCCGGAUUAAAUAACCAUAAUCUUGGUAAAUGAGCUUUCUUCAAACACUUAAUGUGCUAAUAAGUUAAUAUAUGUUUGGCUGGCAUAUGACUAGCGGAACCACAAUGCAGAAGGCUCGCGGUUUAUUUAGACGGUACCAUGAAAAAAAAUAUACAUGUUAAGAUCAAAAAACUAUGGAAACGUACCUGUUGAAACAUGUUGUUACUACUACUUUGGUUUAUGUGUAUAUUUGGUUUUCCUAUCUACUGUAUCUUCCAGUUUAUUUAUUUUUCUCUUCCUAUACGUCUAAGUGUCGUUUAUCUGAAUACUUCGAAAUGUAAUUAAUUAAACGUGUAUUUAAUGUAUUGUUUCACUAUGUAUGUAUUCAUGAUUUCAAAUGACAAAUACAAUGCAAAAGUAAUUAAGCUACGAUAAUUGUAAUCUUGAUAUUCAAGUUAAAAAUGUUUAUUCGUUAAGUUUUAGAAUUAAAAAAAUGUUUAUAACAAAGAAUAAACGAGAAAAA